CAUCACACUAGAUCAUAAAGCGCGAGUGGCGCGUUACUUUCAGCUACUUACAAAAAAUCAGUCAACAGACACGACAGAAACGGACAGCUAUUUGCACUUAUCAGGAAAUAGAUCUCAAACAUUUAGCAAACUUCUUAUCGCGCCAAGAUCCGCGAUGUAUCCAUCCAAUGCUCAAAUUUUGUGCUUUCUGUUUCUAUCGGUUUGUGCUGCUAUCAGUUGUGUAAUGGCAUCCGCCGUGGACGUAGCGUUAAUGCAGUUUUAUUUGUGGGGCGACAAGACAUCCACCAGUUUGAGCUUCGUUGCUCCGGUGAUGGCUAAGGCAGAAGAAGAUCUGGCGUCUUACAAAGAUGUUAUGAAUAUAACCAGGGUCCUCAUCUAUGACCGCAACGUGACAACAUGCGACGGGAUGGACCAGAAAGCUGCAUUCUGGGCCACACGCUAUUAUUACCAUAAUUUGGUUGGAAAUCCGGUCCUGGGUAUAUUUGGCCCCGGAUGCCGAACAGCUGCAUCUUCUGUAGCUUCCUUGGCUAGAGAAUGGAAUACUCCGAUGUUAACAAGCACAUUCGAAGAUUAUGGUUUAUCCAACAAGAAGCGUUAUCCAACACUAACCAACUUCUCUCCCUAUAUUCAUCAGAAUCUGAAUAUGUUCCUGUACAGACUAUUAGAUCACUUCGGCUACAGCACCGUGGGAAUACUGUGUGAUGAUGCCAAUGAUAAUUUGGGUUUAUAUGUGCCAACGUGUACAGGCGUAUUCGACACUCUUCGUUUGCAGUAUAAUAUCAGCGCCAGCCGAUUCUACGUAAAUGCUACGGAUGAGCUAAAUGUCAAGUUUUAUUUGGAACAGAUAAAAUCUAUUGCUCGAGUUGUCAUCAUCAUUGCCCAUGGCGACCGGAUUCGUCCGAUCAUGCUGGCAGCAUUGGAUAAGAAGAUGACGGAGGGCGAUUAUGUUUAUUUCGCAUUUGAACCUUUUCCAAGCAAAAGAUUUUUCGGUAGUAUUUCUUGGGAUACCGGAGACAGCGAUAAGCGUGGCGCGGUAAGAACGAUUUCCAAAACCGUAUCGCCAGAGUUGUGGAUUUUCCGUGUACAGACUCUGUAUUUGUCCUGUUCCUUAAAAUCCCUGGAUGCUCGUACGGCAUUUCGUUCACUCUUCGUAUUAUCUCUACGCAAACCAGAUGCCACGCCCGAGUACCGUAAGGUUACAGACGAAAUAAAGCGACGGUCACAAAGCAUAACCAACUACACAUACGCCGCCGGAGAGGAGGUCAACCCAUUUGCUAUGGCGUACUAUUACGCUCUCGGCAUUUACGCCAAGGUGGUAAACCACACUAUCGCGGCUGGAGGAAAUCCUCAAGAUGCGUAUUCAAUGAGCAAAAUGAUGUGGAACCGCACGUACACAAUUUUAGGCCAAGACAUCAUCAUUAGCGCUAACGGCGAUCGCGAGACUGACUGGACACUGAACCAGAUAGAUGUCGAAACCGGCAUGUUUUUGCCAGUGAUGGAAUAUUCUGCCAGGCGCAAAAUCGUGGAACCCUCUCGGGACCCAGUGGAUAACAGCACCCGCCAAAUUGUGUGGUACAACCGUGAUAGCCCGCCUCCUAAUGAACCAAAAUGUGGCUAUCGUGGAGUCAAACCACAGUGCGAUGCUAUAAAACCACCUAACCAAUACCAGCAGCUGGCUGCCGCUGUCUUAAACCUGUUUGAAGUGGUGAAAGGAAUGUUCUAAGAUAGCUAAUCUGAAUCUGCCCGGCUCCAUGUUUUAUUGAUUUACAAGUCUGGCAGAUCUUUUAGCCGCUGCUUUCUACUGCUCGUUCCUGCAAUAAAAUUUGUACGAUGUUGUAUGGCAAAUCAAAAUAUUUUUUAAGCAUACUACAAUAGUACGCUACCAUUUUACAAAACACGAGAAUUUUUUGAAUUUGGAGGGGGAAAAUGUGCCCUGGUCAGAACUCAACGAUAACAAUUCGCAUUUAUCAGC
Molecule: messenger RNA, 1972 nt
Organism: Paramacrobiotus metropolitanus
Lineage: Eukaryota; Metazoa; Tardigrada; Eutardigrada; Parachela; Macrobiotidae
Product: atrial natriuretic peptide receptor 1-like
Exons: 12
Coding region: 155-1723 (522 amino acids)
Cellular component (GO): membrane
Molecular function (GO): peptide hormone binding; signaling receptor activity
Source: RefSeq, a predicted model, not a curated record